Penicillium nucicola is the source of this 1107-nucleotide messenger RNA. Its product is annotated as alkene reductase. NCBI's taxonomy places the organism in Eukaryota, Fungi, Ascomycota, Eurotiomycetes, Eurotiales, Aspergillaceae. The coding region runs from base 1 to 1107 and encodes 368 amino acids. Gene Ontology annotation, molecular function: NADPH dehydrogenase activity; FMN binding. The record is from RefSeq and is a predicted model, not a curated record. The transcript has a single exon.
AUGCCUCAAUCGCGUCUUUUCAACCCUCUUCAGAUCGGCCAAGUAGAAGUGAAGCAUCGCAUUGGAAUGGCUCCCCUUACUCGCUUCCGAGCAACUGAAGAUCGAAUCCCGACACCCCUGAUGAAGGAAUACUACAGCCAAAGAGCAGCUGUACCUGGUACCCUCAUCAUCAGCGAAGGGACUUUUAUCUCAGCAACAUGCGGCGGCUUCACUCAUGCACCAGGAAUAUGGCACGAAGACCAAGUUUCUGCGUGGCGAACCAUCACCGACGAAGUCCACCGAAAAGGAUGUUACAUAUUCUGCCAGUUAUUUGCCAUGGGUCGUGCUGCGGAUGAUGAAGUCGCUAAAAAGGAGGGCGUUCCUAUCGUUGCACCUAGCGCUAUUCCAAUGCAUGAUGGAGCCGUGACACCACAGGCCAUGACAGUCCAAGAAAUCAAACAAACCGUUCGGGAAUUCACGGAUGCUUCGAUAAAUGCUAUCAGGGCGGGAUUCGAUGGCGUUGAAAUCCAUGGCGCCAAUGGUUUUCUCCUCGAUCAGUUCAUCCAGGAUGUCAGCAAUGCGCGCGAUGAUGAGUAUGGCGGCAGUGUGUCGAAUAGAUCGCGUCUUCUCAACGAGGUCGUCGAAUCUGUCGUCGAUGAAAUCGGCUCUGACCGUGUGGGGCUUCGACUGAGUCCCUGGAGUACGUUCCAGGGUAUGAGAAUGGAAGAUCCAAUCCCGCAAUAUACGGAUGUGAUUCACAACGCCAGUCGGUCAGGCUUGGCCUAUCUACAUCUCGUGGAGUCGCGGAUCUCUGGUGCCAUGGACCAUGAUGGUCGUGAUCAGCUAGACUUUGCAUAUGAUCUCUGGCAUGGGGUUCUUCUUGUUGCUGGUGGAUAUACUCCUCAGGAAGCUGAUGAUCUUGUGAAUAAGAAGUACCCAGGCAAGGAUAUUGUGGUCAUGUUUGGUCGUCACUUUAUCUCGAACCCGGAUCUUGUAUACCGGAUCAAGGAGGGCCUGGAGCUCAAUGCCUACAAUAGAGAAACUUUCUAUUCGUUAGAGUCGGUUCUAGGUUAUUCGGACUACCCUUUUGGCAAGGAGUAUCUGGAAGGGGUGAAGGUGAAGGCUUAG